UAAUGGUAGCAGCAGCGUGGCGAAGGCGCAGCCAGCGUGCGUAAACAACGGGGACAGUGUGGAGUUAAACGGUUACAUGCUGUAACAGAUAGCUGUAAAUCGAGAUUUGUGGACCUUCAAGCUUGACCUGUCGGAUACCGGGAGAGACUCUUUAACAAAAUGCCACAUCGAAAGAAGAAGGCAUUUAUUGACAAGAAGAAGGCUGUGACCUUUCACCUUGUCCACAGGAGUCAGAAGGACCCCUUGGCUGCAGAUGAGAAAGCACCGCAGCAUGUCCUCCUGCCUGCCACAAAGGUGGAAGCAGAUAAAAGGCGUGAGGAGCAGAGGAAAUUUGGUGUAUUCUUUGACGAUGAUUACGACUACCUGCAGCACCUGAGGGAGGCGACCGGCACGUCCGAGCUGGUGGCGUCUGGCAGUUUCCAUUCUGACAGACGGCCUUUUCAGCUCCAAGAUGAAGAGGAAAAAAAUGAGGAGGCAAACGAUGUGCACAAGGACAUUCCUGCUGCCUCCAUCAACCUGCCGUCUUCAGUGUUCGCCUCAGAGUUUGAAGAGCAGGUGGGACUUCUGAACAAAGCUGCUCCCAUUUCAGGACCCCGGCUAGACAUGGACCCGGACAUUGUAGCUGCUCUCGAUGAUGACUUUGAUUAUGAGAACCCUGACAACAUCUUAGAGGACGAUUUCAUCGUCAAAGCAAACACUGCAGGUGGAGCUGUGGGCACAGAAGGAGACAACCAUGAUGAUGAUGAUGAUGAUGAGUGGGAGGACACAGAUGAGGAAGACGACUUCGACUCUGAGGGCGGCUUUUCCAGCGACGAGGACGUAGAAGGGGGCGGCCGCAGUCGAGAGUUCCUGUUCAUGAACGAAGAGACAAAGAGUCGCUUCACAGAGUACUCGAUGACCUCGUCUGUGAUGAGGAGGAACGAGCAGCUCACCCUGCUGGACGACCGCUUUGAAAAGUUUUAUGAACAGUUUGAUGAUGAUGAGAUCGGUGCUCUGGACAACGCUGAGCUGGAAGGCUUCAUCGAACCAGACAGCGCUCGCCUGGAUGAAGUCAUCAAAGACUACUUCAAACAGAAGGAGAAGGAGUCCCUGAGGCCUGAAGAUUUGGGUCCCAAACAACUUCCUGUUGUGAGGGAGGAGGGUGAAGAUGAGGAAGAUGAAGAAGAGAUGGAAACUGUAGUUGUUGAAGCUCCAGAAGAGAAGUGGGACUGUGAAACGAUCAUCAGCACAUAUUCCAACAUAUAUAACAGACCCAAAGUAAUUGAAGAACCUCAAAAGCCAAAGCCGAUCCGUGUUUCCAAUAAGACGGGCAUCCCUCUAGAUGUCCUCCCCACCGGAGGCCUGACAGCCAAGCAGGCAGAGCGCAUGACGAGAAUUAACGACACAGACCUGCCUCGGGUCUCCACGCAGCCUCGAAGCAAAGAGGAGAGCAAAGAGGAGAGGAAGGCCAGGAAACAGGCCAUCAAGGAAGAACGUAAGGAGAGGAGAGUUGAAAAGAAAGCCAACAAGAUGGCGUUCAAGGAGGAAAAAGCCCGACAGGAGAAGCAAAUGUUGAACCUGAGGACAAAUGUUCAGGGCCUGAAGCUUUAGCAGCCCACUGCCAGGAUGGACUUUUGAACUGUUCACACGCUGCUCGUCACUCCAGGGGAGCUGACAGGACAGGAAUGAGAGGACUACUGUGGGGGUGUGGGUUCUGGGAAGCUCUGGUUUCCCCACAUCAUCCACUUCAUUCAGGAAUAAAAGCAAAAAUUGAAUUUCAUCUCCGGUAAUCCGCUUCAGGACAUCACGCUGAAGGGAUACUAAAGGCAGCCUGUCAUACUUCAGUCAUUUUUUUAAUAUAUUCAGUCAUAUAUAUCAAAUAUAAAUAUUGUUCCUGUAUUAAAAACACCUUAAUCCGAGUUUGAGGUUUUUUUUUUUUUAUUUUAUUUUUAACUCUCAUCAUGCUGCACUUUUCCCGCAGGUGAUAAUUGUGGUAAUACUGCUGUGCAAACAUCUUUAGCAAGGCAGCAUGUUGAGAUUUCUUCUUGUCAUGCCCACGGGGAUGAAUGGGGUGCUGGUUUCUCUGUUAACCAUAUUAAAAUUAGCAUUUUUAUUUAAAUAUCAGUUAUUAUUCCUCAUUAUCAGGCUUUCAAAACCUCACAGGAAAUAAUGUCCAGCAACAGGUCUGCGUUUCAACUGUCUGAUGGAAAGUUCCUCUCUGAUGUUUUCACUGAAGUGUGAAUGUUGGAUAGAAAACACUAUAAAGUGCUCAGAGUAGAGAAGUGAAUACAAGGUGGUGGUUUCUGCUUUUCUCUUGUGCAUUUCAUAAACGUCUGGGAGUUUAACCUGCUCAGAUUUACACUGAAAUUAUCGAUUGCCUAAAUUAGUGUUAACUGUGCCACGACGGUGAUUUUAAAAUCUGCAGCCACACAUUUCUCACAAGAACAAACCGAUCAUAAACAAGAAGCGAGGAAACCUCUGAAAGCAAUGCAGCUGCAGCAGCAGUGUGAAUAUAUCCGUAGACAUCAGUGAUUGGGUUACUGUCAUGCUUUCUUACAGCGUGAAAGACUGUGAGCCUUAUUUUCACCUGCAGUAAAACAGUCCUGCGAAGAAGUGAAGAACAAAUAAAAAUACGUAGCCUUCAAGGCUCAUUUUAAUCUUACGCUGCUCACAAAGGCCUACAUGUGUGUCACGAGCAGGGAGAGAAUGAAGUUCUCUCUUCUGCUGCUAUUAUACAACCUGUUCUGAAAGCAGGUUUUAAGAUAAAUAACAGGUCAGCACAUAUAAAACCACCACCUAGUGACCAUCAGCAUUUCUAUUAAGUCCUUCAGAUCAGUGUGCUGACAGUAAGGAGAGCAGGGACAUGAAGAGUAGAGUCUUAGAAGUAUGCUCUCUCAGAUAGAACUUUAUUAUCAGAAUCUGCUUAUAGCACACCUGCAUUUUUACUUUUGCGUUUUUUUUUUUUAAAUCUAGACUUAAUUAGGAGAAAACAUAAAAUGAUUAAAUAUAGACGAGGUAUAUGCUGUAAAUUUUGUUGCAUGUUAUUAGUUGAAUAAUUAUUAGAGAUACAUUUAGAUUGUUCUACUUGUGGGACUCCACAAGACCAAAUCCCUCUGUGCUGUUGUUGAUCCUACUGAUCACCAGCAGGGGCUGAUGACGGCCACUGUUCCUUUUUAAGCGCUUAGCUCUUCAGCUGACACAGGCGAGCUCUUCCCCACCUCCUCAGUGAGGUGACCUCUGAGGUAGGCGGGCUGGAGACUGCCUGCUCAUCAAACAAAACAGGGAUCAGUUUGAAGCCCAGAUUUGACUAAAAUUGCAGCUUGUUUGUUUGUUGGCCACUUUGACUAAGCAAACGAGUUACAUCUAAGAAUAACCAGAGUUAGAAUAAAGUUCUGUUCCACCUCUAAGUCCCAUUUUUCCAACAAUAAAGGAAACGCACUUCCUUCCACACUACAUUGAUUUAACAUCAGAUUGUUGUACUCAGCUUGUUUGUUGUUGCCUACAUCGUAGAUGGGUGACUGCCUCCACACCUAAACAAAAAAAUGAUUAUAGUUAGAGGUUAAGGUGGGACUCGGCAUGUGGGGGAGACCUAAGAAGGACAUUGCAUAGACUGAAGUCACAGUAAUGUCUGUUGUGAGCUGCAGUAGAAUUGUGUGUGUGUGUGUGUGUGUGUGUGUGUGUAUAGCGGCUGCGAUGUUCACUGCUCUUUGUAUGCAUUAUGGCUGAUUGAUAGCUUUAUACUUUAUACACAGUAUAAAGUGACUGAAUGAUCGGCUUAAAUGUAAAUACUCCCUGAUCAUGACCACCACAGCUGCCCUUCACCAGCCCACCAUAGUGCAUUACUGUAAACUUCACAACACUGCAAACUUCCACAUAAUGUUAAUCUGCUGCAGUUUUUUUUUUUAGGUCUUCUUUUGUCAGUUUGUUUUUAGUCACUUGUUCAGUUUCCUCUAAAUCUGCUGGUGUUUUUUAAGGACACUGCACAGCAUGCUGAAAUUGGCUAAUGACUUGUCACCUUGCUGGUGCAAAAAUACAAUUUCACUGAUGCCUAAAUAUACAAUAAAAAUAUUCCUCUGAGUCUGGAGCACUAUUGCUUAA
Archocentrus centrarchus (flier cichlid) is the source of this 4077-nucleotide messenger RNA. It is a transcript of the gene ltv1, whose product is annotated as LTV1 ribosome biogenesis factor. Bases 160 to 1590 code for a protein of 476 amino acids. The transcript has 11 exons. Lineage: Eukaryota; Metazoa; Chordata; Actinopteri; Cichliformes; Cichlidae. Gene Ontology annotation, cellular component: preribosome, small subunit precursor; cytosol; nucleus. Gene Ontology annotation, biological process: ribosomal small subunit biogenesis; ribosomal small subunit export from nucleus. The record is from RefSeq and is a predicted model, not a curated record.